AUGUCUUUAAUGGAGGGUUAUUGUAAUUUAUCAAAAAAAGAAUUAAAGGAAAGAGGGGAUUUACAUGAUGCAUCAAAAUAUGAGCCACCAGAAAUAGAACCAUAUAUUUGGUUAACAUGGUACCAUCAUUGUAAACACUGUAAUAUAGAUUUCAAGUAUCCCGAUGGAGUUGAGAAACUAGUUAAAGAGGGUUGCGAUCAUCAUUUACAUUGUAAUAGACACCAUCCAGAGUCGCAUAGUGACCCAAAUGAAAUGAGUGUGCUUGAUAUAGUGGAGAUGGUUUGUGAUUGGUCUGCAAUUAGUCAAGAAUUAAAUCAAGGAUCAUGUAUAAAUUAUGUAAAACAACACAUUUCAAAAUGGUCAUUUUCAAAUGAAAAAUUAAAUUUUAUUUUUAAAACAAUAACCGAAUUUGACAAUAGAUAUAAUAAUAAAAAUCAUAAAUAA
Molecule: messenger RNA, 444 nt
Organism: Dictyostelium purpureum
Lineage: Eukaryota; Evosea; Eumycetozoa; Dictyosteliales; Dictyosteliaceae
Exons: 1
Coding region: 1-444 (147 amino acids)
Source: RefSeq, a predicted model, not a curated record